Messenger RNA from Vigna angularis (adzuki bean), 1368 nucleotides. Its product is annotated as metal tolerance protein 10. Bases 1 to 1206 code for a protein of 401 amino acids. The record is from RefSeq and is a predicted model, not a curated record. Gene Ontology annotation, cellular component: membrane. Gene Ontology annotation, biological process: monoatomic cation transport; transmembrane transport. The transcript is spliced from 6 exons. Gene Ontology annotation, molecular function: monoatomic cation transmembrane transporter activity. Lineage: Eukaryota; Viridiplantae; Streptophyta; Magnoliopsida; Fabales; Fabaceae.
AUGGGAACUGAACUUCGAACAGAUUCCACAGACUACAGGACAGAGCUUCUUUCCCCAAAUAUAGCAGCAGAAAAUGUGUCCAUGGCAAGGCAACCUUCAUGGAGGAUCAACAUGGAUGAACAUCGGAUACCAGAAAGGCAAAUGGAGUCUCAUUUUGGCUUUGGAUUCUUCAUCAGAACCCUAAAAAGACAAAGGAAACUUGCUGAGUAUUACAAGAGGCAGGAGAGGCUUCUUAAAGGGUACCAAGAAGUGGACUCAUACACUGAUUUGGGCAUGUUACCAGGAACUAUAUCAGAGGAUGAUAUGAAGGAACUUCAAAGGAGUGAAAGGGUGGCAAUCUAUGCAUCUAACAUAGGGAACAUGGUGCUGUUUGCAGCAAAAGUGUAUGCUUCCGUUGAGAGCAAAUCCCUGGCUGUUAUUGCAUCAACUCUAGACUCACUAUUGGAUCUCUUGUCAGGAUUUAUACUUUGGUUCACUGCUUAUGCUAUGAGAAAACCAAAUCAUCACCAAUACCCUAUUGGCAAGAACAGGAUGCAACCUGUGGGUAUAGUUGUGUUUGCAGCAGUUAUGGCAACUCUGGGAUUGCAGAUUUUGUUUGAAUCAGGAAGAGAAAUCAUCGCAAAGACUCAACCCGAGAGGGAUCCAGUGAAAGAAAAGUGGAUGAUAGGGAUUAUGGUGACAGCCACUUUGGUAAAGGUUGCACUAAUGACUUACUGUCGCAGGUUCAAGAAUGAAAUAGUAAGGGCCUAUGCUCAGGACCAUUUCUUUGAUGUCAUUACAAACUCCAUUGGUCUAGCCACUGCAGUUCUAGCCAUCAAAUUCUACUGGUGGAUUGACCCUCUUGGAGCCAUCCUGAUAGCCUUAUAUACAAUCAGUAACUGGGCAAAAACAGUGAUGGAGAAUGUGUGGUCAUUGAUUGGUAAAACAGCACCAGCAGAAUACCUUGCAAAGCUAACAUAUCUUUGUUGGAACCAUAACAUGGAGAUCAAGCACAUAGACACUGUGAGAGCCUACACAUUUGGGUCCAAUUACUUUGUGGAGGUAGACAUUGUGGUGUCAGAAGAAAUGUCACUUGCUCAAGCACAUGACAUUGGAGAGGCACUUCAGGAUAAGCUUGAAAAUCUCCCAGAAAUUGAGAGAGCCUUCGUCCACAUUGACUUCAACACAACUCACAAACUCGAGCACAAGCCCAAGGGGGUGGUGUAGAAAACCGAAAGAAAAAUAUUAGGCCAUGGGUUUUGUUAGAAUGUAGGAUUUAAAUUUUGUUUAGUAAUUGUGGAAUAUCAUUGUCCUCGUGAAACAAAUGUAUUUUGUGAAGUUUUCUUGCAAAAAUAUUAAUGAGGGCUAAACGAGUGGAAUUUUAAUGUA